Messenger RNA from Catharus ustulatus (Swainson's thrush), 8865 nucleotides. It is a transcript of the gene ST3GAL6, whose product is annotated as ST3 beta-galactoside alpha-2,3-sialyltransferase 6. Gene Ontology annotation, biological process: glycolipid biosynthetic process. The record is from RefSeq and is a predicted model, not a curated record. Lineage: Eukaryota; Metazoa; Chordata; Aves; Passeriformes; Turdidae. The transcript is spliced from 12 exons. Gene Ontology annotation, molecular function: beta-galactoside alpha-2,3-sialyltransferase activity. Bases 3333 to 4403 code for a protein of 356 amino acids.
AUAUACAUUGGGAUAGUUUUUGUAUCUUUCAUCUAGAUCUAUUCCAAUCUCUCUCUACAGUCAAGUCUUCAGCUCUUCAGUCCAGGUGAAUUUGCUAGCGAGUUUCCCUAUUUUGACAGUUUGCCCUUUGCUUGUGUUUGUUAUUCUGUCCAUGGAAAUGGAAACAGUUGCUGAGUACUCAGCGCAAUGCAGUUUUCUAUGACCAGUUAUUUUUCUGUGUCAUCAUUACUUACUAAUUUGAGGUUGUCUCCUUUUGUCUCAGUGACUACUGAGAAAGAAUCUGGCAGCUAUCACACACACACAUAGCUAGCUAGGUCUGAGUUUAUUAUUAGAAGCAUUUGUUUCCCAAAUAGUAUCUGGGAAGUUAAAAUUUGCCAUGGCACAAUUCCCAGUAGUGUUUCCAUAAUAACAUUUUAGCGACAGACCUUUUCUUGCACCAUUAUAUUUUAGCUGCAGACAAGAAAGGCCAGGUUUCAAUGAUGUGUCCAAAUAAAAAACAACAAUUCCCCAAAAAACAGAGGCUGUGAGCAGGUGGCUUGGGCUGCUGGAAGUGGUGCUUCCUGUUUCCAUACAAUGGGGGAUUUUAUGAUGAAUUAAAUGAUGGUGAGUUAACUGACAGAUGGCUUUUAAUAAAUUGCAAAAUCAGUCUUCCACUUGCAUGGAUGAAGUGGCUAAACAUUGAAACAGAAGGAGUAUUGUACUAAGAUUGCACAUGGCUUGGAUAUUGGCCUAUUGAUCAUAUUCACAUGAGUCAGGUCCAGCUUCCAUUUGGAACAGGAGCACAGCAGUAAAAAGUCUGAUCCAUGAGCUAUUGUUCUCCUGAGUUAGAGAGACUAAGCCAGCAUUUUCUGCUAUAGGAUUACGCUCUUCAGCCUGGACUGCCAUGGAGGGAGGAUUCUUUCUCUUGUGCCACCAGCUCAGUUUUUUGGGGUAUCUUUCUGAUUCUUCCAACCUGUGACAAGUGACCAUUUGCCCACUAGCCAUGGGCAUAAGCUGGCAGGAGUUGUAAGCGGGUAAGUCAGUCAUGGAAAGAAAUGCAUUCAAGAUUUUCACACGUUUUGCCUAUAUCCAAGACUUUGCAACUUGAAAUUUUAAAAGUAAGAAACAUGCAAAGCAGUCUUCUUCUCAGCAAGUAUCUGUGUCCCAUUGAAAUUAGCAUGCUGUUCAAAUAUGACAAGGCUUCUAGCAGUCUGUCAUAACAUUUCUGACUUUCAGAGGCUCACCUAACUUCUCACUCUCCUUCUCCCUGGAAUCUAAUAAUAGUUAUUUGUAUUGCUUUUAUGGCCCUAUUUUGUGUACUGACAUGCUACAUCCUAUUUGCAAGUAAAGAUCAGUCUGAAGAGCACCUGCCAGAAAAACUGUGCACCUGUUGUUAGAUCUUUGGCAGCAAACCAGAAAGAAAUACAGGCCAGUUGACAGUGGCCAAAGAAGUGGGCCAAAAGUUUGAAGUGGAAAGGUUAUAUAUCUGAGAGCUGCAGUAGCUGCCUGAGCACUUGCAAUAAUGACUUGGCUGCACAGGUGAAGCCAGCAGGACACAGGACAAAACCUUGGGGGUCUGAAGGUCCCUAAGAAUCAGAGGCUGUGGUAAGAGCCAGCAGGAAAAACAUUGUAGUCUUUUUCAUAAAUGCACAGAGAAAGAAACUGGGCAUUAAGCUGUGCUUUAAAUGGAAAAGGCAUCUUACAUGCCAGCCUCUCCUUGGAAAGGAGACGAGAGUGGGUCCUGGCAUGGUGCUGUAGGACUGACAGAGCUAUCAUUAAAGGACAAGGAUUUAAUCUUCCAGAAGCACCUUAUGUCAGUCAUCUGAGCACACAGGCCAAGUGGGUAGGGACCUAGAGCCACAGGAUCAAGGACUUCUUGUUCUCCCUGAGCUCAGUGCCCUCCUGCAUUUGGCACUGGAGCUAUGACCUAGCAGCAGACUGCAAGUAAGAGUCUCCCACUGCCCUGCUACCUCCCUCAGUUAUCUUUCCCAUCCACCCCUUCACCUCUCUCCUUUUCACAUAUUUCCCUUGUGCCAGAUGCCACAGCUGAUAUCCUCUGGGAACAGCAGUCCACUGCAUGCCUGCAAGCUACAGGGAAGAGACUGCCAUGUCCCAGGAAGAUGGGUAGGAGAACUGGAUCUUGAGAGGUUUGUCUCCUGCCAGGGGAGGAAGCAGCAGCUCUUGUCUGCUUUGCUGCAUUCAGUGCCAUGAAGCUUCAGUUUGGGUUACCCAUGGACAUUCAUAGAGGUGGAGUCACUCAGUAUACUGACAUCCAUUGGGAGGAUGAAGGGACAAGUGGAGAACUUGAGUUUCAUAUGACACUGUAAUUAAAUGGAAACAAGAGAACAAUUGACGGGCUGAAACCUGAGGUUUAAUGUUCUUUUGACCUGGUGAAAAUCAUAAGCUGCUCAGGACAUAUUUUCUGUAAUUUGUCAAACCCUUUUCUCUUUUCCUUUCCACUGUUUUGUUUGCAAUGCUCUUCAAGUGCGUGUGCUUUGACUUAUUUCUUCCUCUGCAUAUGCCUAAUGAAGCAAAAGAGUGCCUAGUGCCUAUUAGAUAAUGUAUUUCUUUAUGGGUUUGUAGAUGCGCACGUAUAAAAACAUGCAUUAAAGGCUUCACUUUGGUUGGCAAAUAGCAUUUCCUAAUGUGCUCACCGCCCCAGACUGCAUUUUACUGGAGUAAAAAUAAAAGGAAGCUGUCUCAGCCUACCUGGGUUACCUCCAUGACAUUUCCUGCAAUCAUGUUUUGUUUGCUGGUGUCCUGUCUCCCAGAUCGAGUAGAGGAGCACUGCAAAGCCCAGGGCAGGAGAAAGCAUUCUGCAAUUCCCAGAAAAGGCAGGCCCUGGGGACUCAGAAAGCAGUCACAGCCUAAUGUAGUUCUUUGGCUGACCACGACUUGAAAAAGUGACCUCAAACCAGGUGGGGGUUGCAUGCUGUGAGCUCAUGACAAACACUGUGGGUUCUGAUGAGAUGUGCUACACCACUAACCAGAUUUUUUAAAGCUUGUGGGACAGGCAUCAACAAGUUGUCUCCUGGCAAAGAACCUCUGGAAGAAAUAUGCAGCCACAAGUUGAUGACUAAAGCUAUGUAAGGACUGGUGCUAGCUACAACUGGAGCUCUAAGUGCAGUGAAGAGCACCUGGGGGCAGCCCCGAGCACCUAGAUGGGGCUCAGCUGAACAAGCCCUCCUCUUGAAUCCUGUCAUAAGCACCACCAUGCGGGAACCGGGCUGGACCUGCCAGAGGCAGCAGCAACAGCCUGGGCGGCCCUGAGCAGAAGCGACGAGUUCCGUCCUCUUCUCUGGGGUGAUUUAAAGAUAACAUAAGCUGCUCUGUUAACAACCGGUUUAUGAGUCAUGAAACGAAUUCUUCUGUUUUUUAUCCUGGCUGCUGCUGUUAUGUAUGGUAUCCUGCACGGAAAUCUGUGGAGAAAUAACUUCUACUGGAUUAGCUUUUAUGGACAGACUUCCUCUGUGAGGGCUUCUCCUUCCUAUGUGACUAGUGGAGUUACAAUCAGUUACGAUCAGCUACCACCUACGGCUGUGGAAAGGAGGAAUGCACUGGACACUUGUCUCCUGAAACCAGCAUUUGAAUCUUUACUGGGUGUUGACAAAAUAUACCCGUUCCUGUGUGCUAAUGAUUUUAUCAGAGUGGCAGAGUUCCAAGGGAGCAAUAAGUUUGAACUACCUUAUGGCAUAAAGAGAGCAGAGCAAUUUUUUCGUUUAGCCCUUUCAAGAUUGCAGAACUGUGGCCUUUCCAGUGAAGAAGACAGCAUUGCCUGUCGACGGUGUGUUGUGGUCGGUAAUGGAGGAGUACUUCGAAAUAAGACACUAGGGGAGAAAAUUGACUCAUAUGAUGUUAUAAUAAGAAUGAAUAAUGGCCCUGUGAUAGGGUACGAAGAGGAUGUUGGAAGGAGGACAACUUUCCGCCUUUCUUACCCAGAAUCUAUCUUCUCAGAUCCCAUCCACUAUGACCCUAAUACCACUGUUGUUCUCAUUGUCUUCAAACCACGGGACUUGAAGUGGCUUUGGGAGAUACUUGGUGGUCAGAAAAUAAGCGCAAAGGGCUUUUGGAAGAAACCGGCUCUGAAUAUGAUCUACAAAUCAAAUCAAAUCAGGAUUCUUGAUCCCAGCAUCACCAGGAAAACUGCUUAUGAGUUGCUUCAUUUCCCAACGAGGUUUCCUAAGAAGGAGAAACCCAAGCAUCCAACAACAGGACUGAUUGCCAUUACACUGGCAUUUCACAUAUGUCAUGAAGUCCACCUGGCAGGCUUCAAGUACGACUUCACUGACAGAAAUAGUUCUUUGCACUACUAUGGCAAUGAAACCAUGUCUCAGAUGAUGCAGAAUGAGUACCACAACAUCACUGCCGAGCAGAAAUUUUUGAAGAAACUUAUAGACAAGAACUUUGUGGUCAAUUUGACGUGAAAGCUGAACGGAAGAUACCAAGAACAGUCACUAUUUCAAGAUUUGAAAAGUUUUUAUUUUUUGUAUGACAUUUUUAUUUUUUAAGUGCAGCAUAACUGUUUACUGUUUAAAGGAGCCCAGAAACCUCAUUGAGGCAAAGGCUUCUAAGCCUGAGGGUAAUGGACUUAGUGCAAACAGAUUUAACUGAAUUUCUGUGAAGCUAUUUAAUAGUGGGAAAACCAUGAAACUUUCAACUGAAAGUAUCAGGGAUAUAUAAAAAUGUGAGUUACAUCACUUAAUUAUCAGUGAGAGCUCUUUCCAAAUGAUUAAUGCUCUGGAAUACUUCUGUUUCUGAUGCUGUCCUGCAAAAGAGUUCCACUGUCAAGAUCCUGAGAUGACCAGUGUUCAGUCAGUAAGGUGGAUGUGAAGUUAUGACUAUCUGUCUUGUAUGAAAAUGGUUGUAAAACUAUGCAUCAAAAUCAUUACUGUGUGUGUUGGAGAAGGGGGAACAUGCAGACUGUACACGUUUUGUACUGCCAUACUCUUGAGGAGAGUAACCUUCAGCCAAACAGCCACAGCUUCUGCACUGACCAUCAGCUCUGAACUUCCAUCUGCCUUUGCUGAAGGUGAAGACCCUUUGUCCGAUUUGUGGAGAUGUUGGUGUUGACAAUGCUUGAGUUGUACCCAUUUUAUGGAAAAAUCAUACUCUCUGUGCUGUGCAUCCACUAAAUUUUGCGGUUACUGAGGUGACUUUAAAAAGAGGGAAUAUGAAGACUGAAGAGCUGUCCAAAACUACCUGCUUGUCAGCCCCAGACCACAACAGAAACACAAGCUUGGACAAAGAUGUUCAUGCCUGGGUUUAGAGUCAAAUGUUUGUUGGAGUCCUAGUUUUCCAGGACAGGAUCUCAUGUAUUGUUUUGUUUGCUCCUCAAAAACAGGUGGAUUUUUCCAAACGAGGUCAGUUUCCUUCCUCAGAUGCUGUAAUGCAUCAAUACAAGCAAGGAAUACUCCCGUUUUUGGCAGUAGAGUGUGGUAGGGAAUAUCCAGGACAUACCUCAGCUGAAUUAUCAUUUGGCAUCUGUUUACCUUUUCUGUCUUGAUAUUUAAUUUUGAGGUGUGUGUCUGAAGUAAAUAAUUUAGUAGUGGGAACUUACUCAAGAUUUUAAUUGAAACAUUUAAUGGGAUGUUUAUGUUUCCUGUAUUGGUUUGUCUCUGACAAGCCUGUGAAUAAAUGAAAUCUGCAUGGGAAGGUGCUUGACAAUGGUCAAAGAACAGCAAUAUGCUGUUCCAGUUCUCUCACAGGACAUUUAUAUAAAGUUUUUAUUUUAAUUAUAGCAGAAUUUUCUGGAAGAUUUUAUGGUUGUCUUUAUCAAUCACACCUGAAGAAAGCACAAAGAAGUCCACUUUAAAAAGUCUUUGAACUUGGUAGGAAUACCAUUGUUGCUUUUAAAUAAAAUCAUAGAGAGAGUACACUUAGGUAAUGCAAACAAUUGCAAUAUGAACAUAAACCAUGGUAUUUAUUUUCAGAAGCUGAGGAUUGCAAGAGUACUGAACACAAUUUAUUUUGCUGCAGCUGUGUAGAGGAAUAACCACUGAAGUAACCUAAAAAAAACCAAAAAGCCAACAACAAAACUAAAAACACCUUCCAUAGUUCUCAUUUCCAGCUUUAGCUCCUUGGCUCUGUCAUUUGGGAAUUAGGGAGGGCAGUUACGGUCUGGAGAGGUACCACAGCUGAAGGGAGGAGGCUUGUGUUUUCAUCCAGUGAUUCCUGAGCUUUGGUUUGUUUCAAGCAAGCUGAACAUACCUAAAAUAACUCAAGAUGUCAGAAAAAUCUGUGGCAUGGGGUGGGGAGGGAUGCAGGUGUGUCCCAGCAAGGGACAGGGUGUGCCAUGGUGUCUUGUCUGCUCUGUGUCCCUUGGGUACAGCAGCACACCAGCUGUGUGCAGGGUGGCAGGUGGGAGUGUGGAGGAGAGAGGAGCAUGUGGGAGGUCUUGGGGCACUGGAACAGGUGACUUUGGUGGUGAAAAUGGAGGAAAUCACAAUUUCUUCACCAGGUGGCAGAAGGGCUCUUAAUUAUUUGUAUUUCCUUUAUUUUUUUCCUGAGACUUUGAAGAGGUCUUUGCUUGAAAAUCUGAAUACAAACAGGUGGGGCUUCACUUAAGAAAAUAGUGACAGUAUUGUAUUUAUUUCUCCUGGUUAUUUCAGUUAAUGAAAAAGGUUUGUGUAUGAUUCUGCAGCCCCAGACUUAAUGAUUUGAACUGACAACGGUAAUUCCACCUGCAAAAGCUGCUGUGGCAAGGCUUUUUGUAGACAUAGCAGUGUUCUCCAAGCUCAUGUGGCACAGGAGCCCCUGGUAGAUCUUUGAGUUGAGAGCCAAGGCCGGCAGAAAUGGGGGGCUGCCCCUUCACCCUCAAAAUCCACAGUUGCUUCCAGAGCUGGGGCUCCCAGCUCUCCCAAUGGCUGCUGCCACAGUCCAGGUGCAUUCAUGUAACAUCUUGCAGGAUGCUGUCCAGAAGGACUUUUUUCCGGGAGAGCUGUUGAAUUUGUUCCAGACACUGUGAGGAGAGUUCUUGUGAUAUGGUGCAGGCUGCAUCCUUCUGCUUCUCCACCCCUGUUUCCAGUUCCAGGAAGAGGGUAGGGAGCUGUGCUUUUGAAGAUGUGGUUAUUUUCUCUGCUUUACUUCAUCUCCAGAGAUACUCUUCCCACUAAUGUAAAUUGAUUCCUUCUCUAAUUUUUCUAGUAGGUUUUCUGGUUUUUUCUGGGAGGAUGGGAUUUGGAUUCUAGCUGUAGCAGAACAAAUGAAAUAACUGAAAACAAAAAAGGAGCUUCAUGGCAAACAAAUGGUGUCUCCCAAACUCUUCGUACUUAAAAAAAUCUUCAGUUUCUUUUACUUUUGCCACAUCAGCUUUUUGAUCUGCCUAAAAUAUUUUUUAAAAUAAUGUUUGGUGUUCUCAUUGAAUUUAAUAUUGUCUCUACAAGCAUUUAUCCAUAUCAGCUGUUUCUUCUUAUAUCCUAAUAAGCCUUUCCAAGGUACGAUUGACUUAUUUUUCAAAUUAAGCAGUAUUUCCAGUUUCUUCCACUUCUGUGCUCUUGCCGGGGGUGUUGAGUCCACCACAGUUACUGUCCCAGGGUGACUGGGUAACAUUUUGAAGGAAACCUGUUCCCUCAGGAUCAAGCCAAGAGCUAAUGCUACUCAUAAACCAUGGGGUAGUUUUAUUUGUUUGUUACCUUUCUAUUAUUAUUUUUUGAAAGCCCAGCUUGCAGGCCAGUAGCUUUUCUCCUCAAUAAUAAGCAGUGAGCCAAGUAAUGAAUUUUUCUCCUCACAAGAUGUUUUGUAGGAUCCUGUGUACACCAGCUCUGUUCUACCACCUGCUUCAUGCACAUCAUUCCUGCUGCUCUGCCUCGAGGACAGGUCUUGCUUUGGCUUGAACUUCAUUCAGGCAGGAAUGCCCAUGUGAAAUGUUUCUCUGCAGUGCUCACAGAUUACAGUGUCUCUUUUGUCUGGGCACAUUUUCACAGGUGUUUUGCAGUACCAAAGACUUGACUUGGGGCUUUCAGAAUAACGCAAUAAUGCUAACACCAAAUAUUUAGGUAGUUUCUGAGCAUGCGCUGCUAUUAAGACUUUUUUUCCCUUUUUGCUAUUCCUGAAAAUGAAGUCUCUGCACUGAAACUUCCCUUUAAAAGCUAUCCAUUUUUUUUUUAUUGCAUCAAGAGGGAAGCUACGAUUUUUUUUUCUGUCUGAUAAUGGUGUAACUGUGUAUGUCCCCAGUGUUUCCCAUCAUUUUUCCAUCUGAAGUUAGAUGUUCUCCUCCCUUCUUACUCUGUUCCUGUUCUCUGGCAGCCUGCUGAAUUUCUAGACAGCAUCAACUUACAGCAAAGGUGCUUAUGCAUUUUAUCUGCCACCCCUCUCAAAAUGCUGCACUGUCAGAAAGACACAGCUCUAAGAUACCAAACUAUACACAGAACAGGCAGGAUGACACAUGCUGGCUGAAAUCUGUUUGGCUCAGACUUUCAGGAGGUUUCUUUGUUGGGAAACUCUUUUUUCCUCUGCUCUAAUAAUUAAGGGAAGUCACAGACUAUUGCACUAAAUACCAAUCUGAGAGUGCCUAAAAGAUGUUACUAAAUGACAUUUCCAGUGUCUAUAGGUGAUAAUAAUACAUAAUCACAACUCUGGUGUUUAAUUAGCAUGUGGUACUUCUUUUUUCCAAUGCCGUACUUACCUUUUAACAAUGCUCUGAGGGAGAGUGUAAAUACCUUCACUUUCAAGUGGACUCUGAUUUUUAAGAACAUACAAAGCUCAACAUAUGUUUUUGGUGUUGGGAAAUACUUAUUUGCCAUUUGUCUUAAGUUUUAUAUGCCUUUAAAGUGCCACCUGUAUUUGGAAGAGUUCUUAGAGUUGUUUCAGGUGAAAUUUUGAAUGCUACAUAUGGAAUGAGAUUAUUUUCCUGUGAAUAAACUGUUGAAGACAGUGCUCUCAGACUUA